This is a messenger RNA of Megalops cyprinoides (Indo-Pacific tarpon), 4788 nucleotides long. It is a transcript of the gene hnrnpca, whose product is annotated as heterogeneous nuclear ribonucleoprotein C. Gene Ontology annotation, cellular component: nucleus. Gene Ontology annotation, molecular function: RNA binding. Bases 3380 to 4333 code for a protein of 317 amino acids. The transcript has 8 exons. Lineage: Eukaryota; Metazoa; Chordata; Actinopteri; Elopiformes; Megalopidae. The record is from RefSeq and is a predicted model, not a curated record.
UGUUUUUCAACAUUUUUACCUACACUCAUAUCAGACUACACCUGUAUACAUUUUGAAUCUUCUGAGCUUGAAUAUUUUUUCUGAAGUAGCACUGAUUUUUCUCCCCCCUCUGAAAUUCCUUAACAGAUACUCUUCUCAUUUUAUGUUGUGAAAGAAACACCUUUAUAUUUUUACAUUGCAGUGACUGGAAGCUGUUUUUUAAAGUCCCCGUAUCAGACCCAUUAAGAUGUAAUGAAACUUAGUAGUUUUUUUCCCCUUUUUACUUGUAAUAAUAUGUUUGGUAUUAGCACAGCUAGUACAUUUUAGCUUUUGAGCUUUAGAAAUUCCCUAGACCUAGAGAACCACAACCCUCCUUCCUGUAUUUGCAUUGCUUUGAUGGAGUCUGACUGUAUAUGCAUCUGUACACUAACAGUCCCUGCACACACGCCUCUCUGAGCAAUCAGCCAAUCAGCACGCUGCAGUGUGGUACACACGCCCGCCAGCCCCCCUGCACCCGCAGUCACACGGCUGGGGGGGGCUGUGCCUCUGCUAGCUUCACCCUCCUCCCACACACACACGGGCAGCGUUCCCCAUUGCACUGACUGUUAGUGAGUGACUGUCAGCUGCAGUGCAUUGAAAUGGUGCAGCAGCCUGAACACUUCAGUGUGCAGUCACACAGCCGAGCAAACGCUGCCGGCGAAAGACACUACACAGCCUGUCAGCCCUUGCGAGAAGGGUAUCAUUUGGCCCCGGGGGAGUUUGGGGGAGACUCGAUACAGAGGAGCGGGGGAGUUUGGGGGAGACUCGAUACAGAGGAGCGGGGGAGUUUGGGGGAGACUCGAUACAGAGGAGCGGGGGAGUUUGGGGGAGACUCGAUACAGAGGAGCGGGGGAGUUUGGGGGAGACUCGAUACAGAGGAGCGGGGGAGUUUGGGGGAGACUCGAUACAGAGGAGCGGGGGAGUUUGGGGGAGACUCGAUACAGAGGAGCCGAGUUUGAGGGCUGUUGCAUCGUGGCUUCAUUACAGACUCGCGUUACAGAAUCCACACGGCCGGCCGCAGUGGACUUGCUGUCUGCGCUCACUGAUACCAAACUGCUCAUGUGUUUCCUACUGAGAAACCGAUGGUGCAAGCUCCAUGCUGAUAGAUUCCAGCAUGAUCACCUUUAAACAUGCUGGACACCUGCUCUCCCAUCAAUCUGAACCGUAGUGGAAACACGUGUAGCACACGCACUUCCAGAAGCCCUAAGGUUACGCAUAAUAUUAGUAUAAAUUGUUGGUCAGAGUGAAAAGGUUGUGCUGGCCUAGUGUUCACCCCACCUCUGUUACCUACUAGCUAACAUAAAUUCAACCCUGUUGCAGUGAAGUGAUUCCCUCACCUAUGUUGCCCCAGCACUAAGCACUGAUAGUGUCAGCCGGUUUAACAUCACCAUGGCAACGUUCUGCACACCCCAUUCUUACCACUCUAUGUUAAAUGGGUGAGACUGCACUAGGUUGUAAUGGCCGUUGAAUGUGCGCAUUGAUGCCCCUAGUGGUUAAGCCAUGGCAUUGUAUGUCCAGGACAAUGAAACGAUCAGCCUCGCCAGGGCACCAGCUGUACGGAAGUGCUUAUUUUACUUCCUGCAGUGAGCACAGACACUGUAAGAUCAUGUUUUCUGUAUAUCAGCUUUGGUACAAACUUGAACUGCUGCUUAGAGACCCUGAGAUUGUGAGGCUUAAACGGAACAAGCUACCCACCUUAAAAACGGAGAAUUUCCCAUGCAGCUGCAUCUCUGUUAGGGGACAGACUUCAGUAGACAGACCACCCUGCGCUGGUGCAACUGUCUGGUCUCAGCUGCAGGAAUGACUACAGGCCGCCUCCACCAGCCCAACACUGCAGUACUGCAUACCAGAGAAGCACAACUCUGCUGUUUAGCGCGCUGUGUCUGGACUGCAGUUCCACAGAUAACAGCUGAAUUUCAGUAAAGCGCAGCCCUGCGGUUCAGUGCUGCAUUUCAGGAUUGCAUGCGCUGCACUAGUGCUGACUCACUGGGUGUCGGGGAGGGAGCGGUGCCUUCGGGUCCAGCUGGGAGGCUGACAUUUUAACACGGUGCGUUAAUGAGCUAGUGAAAGGUGUGGAAGAUGCUGUCUUUGUGGGGAGGGUUUCAUGUCUAAUGUCCUCUGUUCUUCACUUCCUGCUUGCCUGUUUUGUUUGUAACAUUUUACCUUCACAGAUUUUUUUCUUCAGUGUUCCUUGCACUCUCUUUUUUUGGGUCUUGAACUUUGGUUUUGCCCCCAAACGCAAAAUCAGAAUGGGUGGGACAUGCGUACCCCCAUCUCUCAGUGUAACAGUGAUGAAUCAUAAAAGUAUUACAGUUUCAAAGCAGAACAUGUCCAUUCAUACACUAUCAUCCUGAUGUCUAUGCCAGUGUACAAACAGCCUGUGCCAGUCUUCAUUUCAGUAAUGCAUCCUCACUCUGAACCACAUACUUCAGAAAUCAAAACUCUUGAAAAACCAACCGAUAUGUAGAGGAUACCAAAUGCUUAAUUUGAUCUGUGAAAUAUUUUAAAUGAAAGCAUUUUUGUCCCCCUCUUUCAACACUCAGAAAUAUAUUACCUAGUACUCUCCAUACUCAGCAGAACAUUACCCAGUACACUCUCAGUGCUCAAUACCUAACUCGAUCACAAAACCUUUUCUAGACUAUGGAAAAAUGCUUUUGGACUGUCUCCCCUGGGGAAGAGGGAGUUGGCCUGUGAUAAGGGGGGGGGUCACUGCCAUGGGUGCCCGUCACCACUGGCUCUCAGGCUGUUGUUUUAAAAACCUGUUCUUAUUUCCUUUCUCAGGAGAGCAGCAGAGAAGGGAUGUCACUCCCUGAAGAGAAAGCAAAAGAGCUAAAGGGGGGAGAGGGAGGGAGGGGGGGUUCUGAGCCUAAUGUAGAACAGGCCGCACUGAAGUGAGCACCGUCACUGCUGUGCCUGCCCACGCCGCCCCCUGCUGGUGGGCUGUGGGUCGGUGCAGGGCUGGAGGAUGCUUCUUCCCCAGGGCGGACGGCAUGUUCAUGUGUUUGAGGAGAGCCCCGUAUUCUUGCUGCCCGUAGCAUCUCAGCAUUCAUGAUGCCAAGAAAUCCAGUGUUUGCUCACUGUAUUGGGCUCAGAACUGGGGGUUAGCCACUCGAGGAAAGGGGGAAAAACCCUGAAACGUAACCGCCAUAUGGCUUUACUGAGGUGUCUUCUCUGUUACCUCAGUUUAAGUCGGUGGGGGAAACACUCCAAUCCAGGAAGUUAAUCGGCCAGGGGGCUGCUGGGAGUUGUAGUGUCACUGGGAGGCAGGCAGACAGCCGAGACGCCUGCUCGCACGCACUGGGCCCGCCCACAGUGAGAGAGCAGACACACAGACAGACGACCGCCCUGCAGUACAGACCCUAUGGACCGGUCCCCCACCACCAGCAGCCUGAUGGCCAGCAACGUGACCAACAAGACGGACCCGCGCUCACUCAACUCGCGCGUCUUCAUCGGGAACCUCAACACGCUGCUGGUGACCAAGGCCGACGUGGAGGCCAUCUUCAGCAAGUAUGGCAAGAUUGUGGGCUGCUCCGUACACAAGGGCUUCGCUUUCGUACAGUAUGCCAACGAGAGGAAUGCCCGUGCCGCCGUGGCCGGAGAGGACGGCCGCAUGAUCGUGGGACAGGUGCUGGAUAUUAACCUGGCUGGCGAGCCCAAACCCCAUAGGUCAAAGACGACCAAGCGCUCUGCAGGAGACAUGUACAGCAGCUCCUCAUUUGACCUGGACUAUGACUUCCAGAGAGAUUACUAUGACCGAAUGUACUCGUACCCCUCCCGCGUGCCCCCUCCCCCCCCGCCCCUCUCACGGGCCGUGAUCCCCUCCAAGCGCCCGCGUGUCAGCGUCAGCGGAGGGGGCAGCCGCCGCACCAAGACCAGCUUCUCCUCCUCCAAGAGCAGCCAGAGGACCUCCUCCUCCCGCACAAUGAAGGCCGAUGACCUGCAGACCAUUAAGAAGGAGCUGACGCAGAUCAAACACAAGGUGGACUACCUGCUGGAGAGUCUCGACCGCAUGGAGAAGGACCACAGCAAGAAGUCAGAGGGGAAGAGCGUGAAGCCGGACGUGGGCGAGGUGUCCUCCCUGCAGCACUCCAGCAGCUCCAGCAGCAAGAAGGAGGACAGCAGCAAGCGGGACAGAGAGAGGGAGAGCCAGGAGCUCAACGACUCCGAGGAGGAGGGGGACCUGCUGGAGGAGGAGGAGGAGGAGGUGAAGAGUCGAGGAAGGGAGGAUGACAAUGAUGAAGAGGAGGAGGAAGAGGGGGAGCAGGUGGAGGAUGAUGAUGGUGGCGACAGCAUCAAUGGAGACGAUGACUCAUAGACACACACACACACGCACCUCCCUUUCGUCCCUCUACGGUCCCCUCCCUCUCUCCUUUUCCACCCUGUCUCCCCCAACCUGUCUCCUCUCUGCUUUUAUUCUGUGUCUAAAGCCCCUCCCCCUUCCACAAACACUUUAUUGCAAAGGAGUGUUUUGUUAUUUUAUUUUUAUAUAGCUGAUUAUCUUUAGUGUAAAGCGUUGAGACUCUUGGUGGUGGGACAUGACGUGGCUGUUUUCUCUCUGGGCCAGCAGAUGGCAGUGUGGCGACAGUGUAUACAUGAAUCAAGUCAUAUGGGGUUUGGUACUUUUGUAAGUAGGAAACCAGUUGAGAGCAGAGUGAAUAGAACCUUUGUUUUGGGAAAACAAAUUAAACUGAACUUUCAGAAAGUGUCCCCUGACAUAUUAAAAGGGCAACUUCAAGUUAUGUAAUUUUUUUUAUUCAUUUUGUCAGUUUG